Molecule: messenger RNA, 2616 nt
Organism: Trichosurus vulpecula (common brushtail)
Lineage: Eukaryota; Metazoa; Chordata; Mammalia; Diprotodontia; Phalangeridae
Gene: TUB
Product: TUB bipartite transcription factor
Exons: 13
Coding region: 1-1599 (532 amino acids)
Biological process (GO): protein localization to cilium
Cellular component (GO): cilium
Source: RefSeq, a predicted model, not a curated record
AUGGCGGGAGCUCACGCGGGGCUGGGGAUGGAGGGCGCCGGCGCCGGCGGCAGCGGCAGUGGCGGCCGGAGCAGCAAUCGGACCCUGUCCUAUAGCCGCUGGAGUUAUGACAGUGUUUUGGACGAUGAAGGCAGCACCCUACGGCAGCAGAAACUCGAGAGGCAGAGGGCUUUGCUGGAGCAGAAACAAAAGAAGAAGCGCCAGGAACCUCUGAUGGUACAGUCCAACCCAGACAGUCGCACGAGAACACGCCGUGCACGGCAAUCUGAGGAACAGGCCCCACUGGUGGAGUCCUACCUGAACAGCAACAGUAGCACCAGCUACAACGCAGUACAGGAGGCUGAACAGGAUGACGGGAAGUUGGGCGAGGACCCUUUGAUGCCCAGAUCAGCCAAGAGGAGCCCCGCAGCAGGGGCAACGGCAGCAGGCGGUCAGGGUGGUAUCUCUAAAAAGGAGAAGAAGGGGAAACCCAAAGGGAGUGAUGGGUUUUUCUCGGAUGGUGAGCCUGACCCGAACGUGCAGAUCCUGACAGUGGGUCGGUCUGGCUCCAGUAGGAGCCUGGCAGAGGCAGCAGCUGCUGGAGGGCACCAUUCAUCCAAACAGGACCUCCGUACCACAAUGCAAACAAAGGGGAUCUCCAGCAGCGUGAACUUUGACGAAGAAGAGGAGGAAGAGGAGGAAGAAGACGAUGAAGGGGACAGCUCCAGCUCUUCUCAGUUAAACACCAAUGCCCGGCCGGGCUCCGCCACCAGCAAGAAGUCAAGUAAGGAGACAGCCUCAGCCCCCAGCCCCUCAGCCCAAGCACCGCUCAUCGAGGUGGAGGACCUGGAGGAGUUCGCGCUCCGGCCAGCCCCACAGGGCAUCACCAUCAAAUGCCGCAUCACGAGGGACAAGAAGGGGAUGGACCGAGGAAUGUACCCCACCUACUAUCUGCACAUGGAACGGGAGGAUGGGAAAAAGGUAUUUCUCCUGGCUGGAAGGAAGAGGAAGAAGAGUAAAACAUCCAAUUACCUCAUCUCUGUAGACCCGACGGACUUAUCCCGAGGAGGAGAGAGCUUUGUGGGGAAACUCCGGUCAAACCUCAUGGGAACAAAGUUCACCGUGUAUAACAAUGGAGUCAACCCAAUGAAGACAUCAUCAUCAAAUCUGGAAAGUGCAAAUAUAAGGCAGGAGCUGGCAGCUAUUUGCUAUGAGACUAAUGUCUUGGGAUUUAAGGGCCCUCGGAAAAUGAGCGUGAUCAUUCCUGGCAUGAGCAUGGUGCAUGAGAGGGUCUCCAUCCGGCCUCGAAAUGAGCAAGAGACAUUGCUGGCUCGAUGGCUAAGCAAGAGUACAGACACCGUCAUUGAACUACACAACAAGACGCCAGUGUGGAAUGAUGACACCCAGUCCUACGUGCUCAACUUUCAUGGUCGCGUCACGCAGGCCUCUGUCAAGAAUUUCCAGAUCAUCCAUGCAAAUGACCCUGACUACAUCGUGAUGCAGUUUGGCCGGGUGGCAGAGGACGUGUUCACCAUGGAUUACAACUACCCGAUGUGCGUCUUGCAGGCGUUUGCCAUCGCGCUCUCCAGCUUCGACAGCAAGCUGGCCUGUGGCAAUUGAUGCUCCACUUCCAAAGACGUGGCCUAACGCAGCCGAUUUCCAUUGGUACCCAGAAUUGUAAGUGAGCCCCUGGCUACCCGCCCGUGGAAAGUGACCAGAAGACAGCAUUUGGCUUCUCCCUGCUCCGGCUCAGUCCACCUCUGAAGCGUGGGCUGGGCCGCCUUUGUCCCUCCAAAUCCCUGGGAGUGAAUCCUGGCUGGCUCCUGGCUGACCUGAGGUGGGUGGUCAGUGCUCCCUCUAGCAGUGAGUGGACACUGCUUCCCAGUCAGGAACAGACUCACACACUAGACAGGGGCCCAGCCUUCUCCCCUUUUAAGGGGUUGUGGGGACUACUUGUGCUUAAUCGGCUCAAAGCUUGGCUUGACAUUUCUAUGUGCUUUUGCUUUCGGAAAGGAGAGAUUGGGGGAGCAUUCUGUUUUUUAUGAGCAUUCCAACUGAGUUUUUAUUACAAGACCAAAUCAGAGAAAACCAAAUCACCCCUACCCCCACCCCAUCCCCUGGUGCCCAUCACAUAGUCCAGCUCAUCACAGUGCCUUUUUUUUUUCUUUUCUAUAAAGGAUCUCCCUACCCCCUCUCUCUUCUUAUCUCUUCUUCCUAAGGCUUGCUAGAAUCUGAGCUGGGCUGGGCCUCAGGUGUUUCCUGUGAUGUAGCUGACUCUCAGUGAGUUAGAAAGUGGCCCGGCCAGAAGGCCUAGCAUCACCUCCAUGCUGACAGCCCAGACUUAGCCAGUCAUUUCUCAUAAUGCCUAGAAUGUGUUAUGUCUAUUUGCACAAGAGUGUCUUUUCCUAUUUUCGAGUGGUCAGACAUUUUAUUUUUGUUCAAAACUAUCUGGAGUUUUAGAUGAACCUGUGCUUUUAUUAAGUGACUUUUUAAAUAAACUCUUUGGUAUUUGAGCAAAUGUAUUUAUUUAUCAGUAUGUGCAAUGCCUAAUUUGGUAUUUUCAUAAUGACAUGUCUGGUGUAGGAAUUAGUGUUUGGCUACAUACAGAAAGCAUACUAACAAAUUAAACCUUAACUG